CAGCAACAGCUUCAGACUUCUCGAAUUUGAAGCAUAAAUGAUUCAUCCAUCAGUCAACUCUCCCACCAACAUGGAUGAAGAAGAAUCGAUGCUUUUAGAGAAAGAAGAUGAAGAAGAAACUAACGUCAUUCAUCAACUAAUGAAGCUGAAACGAAGUCAAUGGUGGAUCUUUGUCUUCAUCAGUAUUUUCUUCCUCAUAUUCCUCAUAUCGGCUCAAGCCGUAGCUGUUCUCCUCGGUCGGUUUUACUACGGCCAAGGAGGAAACAGCAAAUGGAUUUCCAGUCUUGUCCAAACCGUUGGCUUUCCGAUUCUUUAUCUCCCUCUUCGUCUCCUUCCUGCUUCUUCGCACCCUUCUUCAUCUUCUUCUUGUUCCUUCAAGACUGGUUUGGAUAUAUUUUUCUCUUGGUCUUGCUACUGGUUAAGACAAUCUGGUAUACUCUCGAUGAUUUGGAAGUUCAAAGAGCAAGAAAAACUCAAGAAGGAUGCAUUCGUCAUUCGAAGAUAUGACCACCAGAAAACGGUGUUGCUUCCAAAGGCUCAAUAUGAUUGGAAACACAUAAGGUUCUUGGACUAUAAAUCAGUAGACGAGUACAACUCAGUCCUGUUCAGAAUUGUGUCCUUGUUAAGGUUAUGUGGUGAAAAAGUAACCGAGGAAGAGAUGCUUAAUAAAACUCUCUCCACGUUUCCUCAAACCAACAUGGUAUUGCAACAGCAGUACAGAGAGAGGAAUUUCGCCACAUAUACUGAGUUGAUAGAAUGUCUCUUGUUGGCUAAAGCUAACAACGAACUGUUAUUGAAAAACAGUGAGAUGAGACCUCCAGGUACAGCUCCAUUACCCGACAUCUCUAAGCUGGCUAUAGAGCCAAAGAAAGAGAGUAACCUAGUCCAACACAAUGACCAUCCCGGUCCAAACCGUGGAAGAAGUCAAGGACAAGGUCGUGGUUCUUUUAAAGCACACGGGCGAGGACGUGGUCGCGGUACCACACCCGGCUUUAGCCGUGGUCGUGGCCGAGGCCGUAGUGUGUCUUUUAAACGACAGAUCAAAGCUGAUCGAUGCCACAGAUGUGGUAUGGGUAAUCAUUGA
Brassica oleracea var. oleracea is the source of this 1084-nucleotide messenger RNA. RefSeq lists its product as uncharacterized. The transcript has 3 exons. Lineage: Eukaryota; Viridiplantae; Streptophyta; Magnoliopsida; Brassicales; Brassicaceae. Bases 38 to 1084 code for a protein of 348 amino acids. The record is from RefSeq and is a predicted model, not a curated record.